Messenger RNA from Coturnix japonica (Japanese quail), 3155 nucleotides. NCBI's taxonomy places the organism in Eukaryota, Metazoa, Chordata, Aves, Galliformes, Phasianidae. The record is from RefSeq and is a predicted model, not a curated record.
UCUGCUGUUGUUUCAGCUGCACAAGCAGCAGCCAGGGAAGAAGAAGAGGAACAGAAGAUAUUUCAGGCAGCCGCCAGGACUGUAAGGAUCAAACGGGCUAAUUUGCACGUGACCUGUCCCCAUGAUGAGAUAAAUGAUCACAAAAGCUUCCAGUAAGAGAUGUCUAUGCCAGCACUGCAGCACUAGGAGAUGAAAAACAUUAGCAAGACAGAGGAACGCUAUGCAACGCCUCAGCUUUUCAGCUAAGUGCUGAGGAGUCCUAUUUCUGUAAUAUUUUAAAUAACAGUGAAACCAGUGUCUUAAUUCUGGAGCACGGUGUAAUCAGUGAGAGCAAAGAGAAUAAUUAAACCGUGUGCAGAGGAGAUUAGCUGCCUGUGAAGUAAUGACUUCGGAGCACAAAGAUGAUGGGUAAAUGACACCCGUGAAAGUUCUCAGAAGUCCUCCGGAUUAGAAGCUGGGAGUUGGAUGCUGUUCAGAAACAAACUGUCAUUGCAACUGCUUCAUUUAGUCUCCAGAGAGAACAUAAGAAUAUAAAUCUUGCUGAUGGAAGUGCAGAAACAAGGCAGAAAAGAAUUCUAGGAAAGCAGGCGAUGAGAACGAGUGGGCACGAUACAUCAGAAAGCUGUCCCAGCUGAUGGGAUUGACACAGCCAGAAUCCCACGGCUUUAAUAAGGGCAGGUUAUCUUAGCAGACUGCUUUGGGCUCCAGAAGGCAGCAGCAUUUGGAUACCUGGAUUCUGCUGCCGUUUCACUAAAUUGCUUUGGACAUUUGAAAGGAGAAAGUGAUAAUUACUUUGCAUUCUCAUGGAUGUGUUACUGCAUGGGGCUGGGGUCACUGCAUUAAAGGAAUGGUUACAUUUUCUGACCCCGAAGCAGUGAGGGCGACUUGAUCUUAUCAUUGAAUUUGUAUGCUUUUAUUUUCCUGCACUCUGCUGGUUUUCUAAGCACAUCACAGGGCAGAAGGGACUAAUGACACUAACUGCAAUGCAUGACUGUGGAGACUCCCAGCACCGUCAUUUUAACACUCAAUACAAUUCCAUAGAGCCCAUAGAGCUCGGUGGUAUUCCUUCCAGGUACAAACACACAAACAAUUGUGUGCCUUCUAUUUUAUAUGCUGCUUUUUGCUGCAUAGUCCCCACUUGUACAAGGAAAAUGAUAUUAAUUGUAUGCAAUGAAUAUCCCACAGGACGAGUAAGGAUUUCUCUCAGCACAGCAGAGGAUGCAUUUUGCUGAUGGUCCUGAACAGAAGUUUCCACACAAAGUGAAGAUUUUCAUGUUGGAGCACCAAAAUCUUCAAUAUCUACAGUGAUCCAAGGGGAAAACUAAAGGAAACAAGAUGGUUGCUAUUCCAGGAGGAGUGUUCACUAUGGGCACCGAUGAGCCUGAAAUACAGCAAGAUGGAGAGUGGCCUGCAAGAAGAGUCCGUGUUAGCAGCUUUUAUAUGGAUCAAUAUGAGGUCAGCAAUCAGGAAUUUGAGAGAUUCGUGAAUUCUACUGGGUACCUUACUGAGGCAGAGAAGUUCGGCGAUUCCUUUGUGUUUGAGGGAAUGCUGAGUGAAGAAGUGAAGGCUGAAAUCCAUCAGGCAUGGUUUCCCUGUGAUCCUGAGCGGGAUGUGAGGUGUCAGCAAGCAACCAAAGCAUUGGUUGCAGCUGCUCCCUGGUGGUUGCCUGUGAAGGGAGCCAACUGGAGGCAACCCGAGGGUCCUGGCUCCAGCAUCCUCAGCAGGAUGGACCAUCCUGUUCUUCAUGUGUCCUGGAAUGAUGCUGUAGCAUUUUGCACAUGGGCAGGGAAACGAUUACCAACUGAGGCUGAGUGGGAGUACAGCUGUCGAGGGGGCCUUGAGAGAAGACUUUUCCCGUGGGGCAACAAGCUUCAGCCAAAAGGUCAGCAUUAUGCUAACAUCUGGCAGGGAGUGUUCCCUACUAACAACACCGCAGAAGAUGGAUACAAAGGAACUGCACCGGUCACUGCGUUUCCUCCCAAUGGUUAUGGCUUGUACAACAUUGUGGGAAAUGCCUGGGAGUGGACAUCUGACUGGUGGGCUGUUCAUCAUUCAGCAGAUGAAGCUCACAACCCUAAAGGGCCCUCGUCCGGGACUGACCGAGUGAAGAAGGGUGGAUCAUACAUGUGCCACAAGUCUUAUUGCUACAGGUAUCGUUGUGCAGCCCGCAGCCAAAACACCCCUGAUAGCUCUGCUUCAAAUCUGGGCUUUCGCUGUGCAGCAGAUGCUUGGCCAGACCCACAGUGACCAGAUGGGCUGCACUGCACUCAGGGAAGAUGCAUGCAGUGUCACCUGCUGAUAUGAGAGAGAAUGGAAGAUCUUGUGCUUAAGGUUCCUGUUGGGCAGGAGAACUCCAGCACUCACCAACGCUGCUUGUAGCCCUGUAUGCCUAUGUUUGAGGCCUGGACUUUCAUUGUGACCAAGCUUCUUAGAGGUACUGCCUUCAGUGAGAGUAGCUGGACUUACACAAGCACAAACCUGAGCAGAAACAUGCAGACUGUUUUUUCAAAUGGUAACUUGAUUUAGUAGAUCCUUUGGAAAAGUUCUUUAAUGAUGUUUGAGUUUCCACGCUCAGAUCCAAUAAGGAUUCACAGACUCCUGGAUAGCUCUAAAAGAAACCUGAAGCAGUUACUGCUUCCAUAACCUUGUAGGAGACAUGUUUAGAAAGGAGACAAAGAUGACACAGGGACAGUUAGUGCAGCUGGUGUAUUACAUUCCAAUUGCAGUGAAAAUCAAAUCCAGCUUUUUGGGGUGCAAUGCUUACACCUCUUUAUGGAAGAAGUGCAUUCUGCUACUGGGGGGGAUAAUCAUCACUAAGAUUAGAAAUGUGUGUAUUUGAAUAAAAUAUCGGGAUUUCUUUAUGCUGAAGACUUCAUUCAUGGAAAAACACUGACAACUUGCUUUGUAUUUCUCUUGGCUGGGUUGUAGCCUUACUUUCAGAACUGUAAAUGUAGCAUAAGAAACUGAGGCGAAUGAAUGAUGGCUAGAAUAGAAUUCAUUCAGUCAAAAUAUGGCAAAUGGAACUAUGGGCCCUAAGGUCUAAUGAGGUAAAUUAAGAAACUGUUGUCUGUUCCCCUGUACAAAACAAGCACCAAAUAAAACAACCUCUCCUUGCUUAAAAGAAUGGUAGCAAGGAGAAGGGUGGUGGACUGAGA